Acyrthosiphon pisum (pea aphid) is the source of this 4946-nucleotide messenger RNA. RefSeq names its product zona pellucida domain protein papillote (gene pot). The transcript is spliced from 6 exons. The record is from RefSeq and is a predicted model, not a curated record. The coding region runs from base 511 to 3330 and encodes 939 amino acids. NCBI's taxonomy places the organism in Eukaryota, Metazoa, Arthropoda, Insecta, Hemiptera, Aphididae.
UGGCGACGGCGACGGCUUCACGGUGGGGGUCCGCCGCCGCGUUAUCAAAGAGUCCGCCGCAAUACUGCACGCAGUACUACCCGUGACGUUGCGCCCGUCGGACACGCGUGUUUUACGGUUUUUUUUUGAUCCCAUCUCCUCAUUACGACUACCCCCGUCGGAUGCACUUGGUCUAGGUCUAAUCGGCCAGUUCCGCCGCCGGCGGGUAAAUUCUCCCAACAGUGAAUCGCGAGUGUCGUAAAAAUACAGAAAAUCGAAUAAACAUUAUUUUUUUUCGAUCGACAAAUAGCGUAAAUCUUUUAAUAUAUACAUACAUUUAUAGUACUGCAUCGAAUGUCGUUUAGUCGCGUUUUCAUGGUACAGCAAGUAAUGAUCCGGACUUGGCGGCCGACCGCGGAUUGUUGACGACCGCCGCCACCAAUCCAUAUUACCAUAACCGUGGGUGUGCAUUGCAGCUACAUCAAAUCGCGUCGCGGACUUUUUGAGGAUCGACGUCGCUCAGGACUGAAAAUGUCUAAAAACGGCGACGUGUCACUGCCACUACGGCUUUUGUUGCUGUCGUCGGCCUUGGCGACGGCGGCCGUAGCCCAGUCGAACUACGAUCAGGUUGAAAACAGCAUCGAUUUCCCGAGUCCAGACCGGGGCCUGCCCGAGUCCACGGUGCUGGACGGCAAGGUCACCAAGCUGGACGAAUUGUCGCCAGUGAUAUUUCUGAACAGGACCAAAGCGGCGCUAAACUGUGCCGCCGGAUUUAUGCAGAUUGAACUCAAGUUCGAAGAACCGUUCUAUGGUAGGGCUUACGCGGACUUCGACCGGAGCAGCGCUUGCAUGGUGACUGGAAAAGGUAACAACUCGGCCAGGAUCGACUUGCCGCUAAAAGGAUGCGGUACAAGACAAGAUCCACAAAGAGUUUUUACCAACAACAUCGUAGUCAGGUUCCACCCCUUCCUAGAAAUGGACGGUGACGAAGUGGUAACUAUAGUGUGCAGGUAUCCACCACCCAUCGCUCCACCGCCGGCUGGUAUUCCUAACAAAAUCAUUGAUUUACCGUCGACUCCACUGGAACCACCACUGAAGGGUUUCCAGAUCCUGCUGAUCGUUUGCGGCAUAUUGUUCCUGUCACUGGUCUUGCUGGGUCUUGGUUGUUCGUACUACUGCCUGCGCAACCAGCAAGUGCAGGUAGUUCGCCGGCACCCACUAUCGUCUGUUGGGUCUGAUAAACUGUCUGACUCCAGCUUGUCGAUGUUCGAUGGCCUGAAGAUACCACGGGCUCGAGCCCCGACCCUGGACAGCUCUUCUGGUUCGGAAAUGGCUCUGGUCAGCGCUGGCGACACGCUGCCCAGUGACUAUCCGUCCGAAUCACCCAGUUCUGGACACUCAGAAGCGGAAGACGUGGACGGUCGCAGUUUGAGACGGUCACCAAGUUCCGGUGGAUCAUACGAGAAUCGGGCGUUCCAGCAAGAAUACUACGGAGAACGGUAUCAACACUUGCCUGCGCCGACCAUCACGCCACCGCCACCACCAGUCCAACCGAAGUUUGACGUUCAGCUCCGGGUGAAACGGGCCCCACCGCCCACGCCCAGCCCUACGCCACCACCGUCCGAGUCUGAGGCAAGCGUGGCGGCGUUGGAACGGAACCUGACCACCAUCCUUGAAAAGGACGAGACGAUGUCGACAACCACGACGACGGCAGGGGCCGAGGAACGGUAUCGACCGGUGUACUCGACGGUGGUGCGCAAGGACAGAGACGAGACCGAAUGGUAUAGGACGGAGGAGAACGUGAUGGCUACCAAUGAUGAUAUAAGAAGGUCACCGCCGCCACCCCCGCCACAGGUGCAACUGCAUACAAUGGACAACAACCAUCGGUAUGCCACCACGUCCAAGUACACGACCGAGAUGCAAAUGGACGUCGUCGAACCACCUGUGGUACCGACCAAACGUCCAGAAAUCACGUCACAUACAGUUGAUGACGUGUUCCUGAAGACGAUCACCGAGAAGAAAACAAUUGAGGAUAUCGAACGGCAUCGCCGCGAGGUGGUUGAGUACAAGCCACGACCAGUACCGCCGCCGGCCAGCUGGGACGUGACCAUCAAGAACUACCCGAACCCAGACGCGUUGUACCCACAGUCGGGUGAAGACACGGCAACGGAUUGGGAUAGUUACUCCGAGGCGUCUUCGGUGACUGGUUAUCCGCCGGCUGGCGUCGAUCGCCAGUCCAGGAUUCAGUCGUACAAUAGCAACAUGAUGUCAGCAGCAGCCACUUCUGAGGAGAAUAACAUCAGGUACCUAAGCACCAUGGACGUGCCUGUGCCCAGGCCAGACAAUUGGGAAUCGUUGGUCCGAGUCCUGGAACCGGAACCGGAGCUGGAACCCAACGCCAGGUACAGGGUCGAGCAAACACUGACGCUGGACGACAAACGUAAAUGGCGGCAGAUUAUAACCACUGAGUCGACGCUCCGGCAGCUCAUCACUGAGGCAACCGUUCGGGAGGACUUUGAGCGCAUCCGCAGCGAUCCCAAGUACGAGAGGAUAUUUGAACCAGAAAAGUGGGACGUUAUCAUACGCGUGAUCGCACCGCCACAGCACUACGACCAGAAGGCCGCUGGGUCAUCCAACAGGUACACCAAGAAGAAGACCGAGUUUGAAGGGGCCAGAACCAGAAGAAACUCGCUACCCACCGUCUACGAAUACGAUUCUGACGGUGGGUCUAGCGUGAGGACGUUGACUGCGGUCGACGACCAUGGCCCAAUGGGACCAGCCCGAUCCAGGAGAACAUCUAGAUCGAGCUUCAAAUCCGACAUGGAUGUCAGGUCGAUGAGCGAGAUGAUGGUGGACUUCCGACGACCGGAAAUUCCGGACAACUACAGUGACGUGAGCUCGGCGUACAACUACAACUACCAGCAGAACCAGCACCAGUACCAGUACCGCCGGGGUGGUUCGUCUUAUUACGUGGACGACGACGGCGGCAGUCUUGUCCGGUCACUCAGCCAACCAUCGCUGGCUCGCUCCGCAUCCGAGUUCACAGAGAACAACUGGGGACUCCGGAUCCGGUCGUACGAGGACGGAGAUGACCUGAGCAGCCCAGACCACACGCCCAGGUCUUCGUUCAGGUCAACUCGUGGUCCACGUCACCAGCAACAGCAGCUACAGCAGGAUCAGCACCAGCAACAGCAGUCGUAUUCCGCCGAGACGGAGUUCGACGGAUCUCGCACCACCGCCACGAGCACGCACGCCACUACGACUGGCCGGAGGAGGAUGUUCGGUGGUCGCACAGUGUCUGCGGCAGAAUGGUUCCACGACUCGGAUGAAAACGACGCCACUUACAGAUGAACGAAAACCACCCACACACCCGCCAGCUGCAGACAAUAUAAUAUAUAUAUAAAUAAUUUUAUAUAGCGAGAAUUUACCCUCUGCUGUACUCGCAUAUAUAUAUAUAUAUAUAUAAAUACUAAAUAAUGUGUACCUCAUACAUAUUCGAUAGCCCCUGCCUCCCCCCGACCCAACACUGUUCCAGCAAUUGUUUUGCAAUUCUUUUUCGAUUUUCGUUUUGUACGAUUAUUAAUUUUAUGAUUAUUAUUAUUAUUACUAUAUAUAUUAUUAUUAUUGUUAUUAUUUCGACGGGGCACAUUGUUUAGUGUGUGUCCCAGCUGGUCAGGUGCAAUAAUACGCGUACUAUACGUCAUAUAAUAAAUUAUGUCGAGUGAACCCUCCCUAAUCUCUCCCCACCCCUCUAACAGUGGCCCGUACGCAGCUCAUUAUAAUAUAUAAUAUAUAUAUAUAUGUAAAACCAUAUAUUAUAUCGCCCACACUACGACUCACGCGACAUAUUAUUAUUAUUUUGAUUGUCAUUAUAUUGAUUAAUUGUUUUAUUAAUUUUUACUAACUAUACUAUAUUCAUAUAAUAAUAUAUUAUACUUAUACGGUAGGUAAUACAUUAAACACGUGAAACAGACUAAAUAUCGAUGACCGUUACAUCGCCAUUGAUUGUACGGGAGCUUAUCGAUAUAAUAAUACAAUUAUUAUUAUUAUUAUUUUAACAAAGUUAGGUUUACAAUCAGGAUACCACGCGAUCCACAAUGUGCCAAACUAACUAAUAAUGUUAUAAUAUUAUAUAUUAUAUAAUAUUCAAGCCGCUGGACUCGUACUCGUUAUACGCAUACCGUUAUUCUACACAUGCGUAGCAGUAUUAAAAACAGAGUUUUUAUUCUAUCGUGAACACCUAGGGCUACCGAUUGCGAUAUCGUGAGAAAUCGUUUUUGUAAUAAUUAUUUUGUUAAUUUUUCAUAUAUUUUCUUAGACACUGCCUAUAGGUUCACGAUAAUAUAAUCACCCCUCGUACUGGUAAAAUUAUUAUAAUAUAAUAUUAUGCGCGCGUGUGUUUAUACGUUCCGACGUUGACACUUUUUUUUGUUUUUUUUUUUUUUAUCUUUCGAUUUUACACUCGUCGAUUUCGCUGCGAUAAAUCGUUUCGUGUUCCUAGCCAUAUUAUAUUAUAACAGACGAAUAUCGUGUUUAACCGAUUUUUAUUUUCAAACGAAACUGUGAUAAUGUGGGCGCAAUCGUUUAAUCGAAAUCCAAACGCGAAUGGCCCAUGUCCGUGUACAUCCUUUACUUCUGCACAACAAUAUAUUAUAAUGUUAAUAUACUAUUAACCAUUACCUUUAAUAUAAUAACUUUGUACUUUAUUUUGCUGGUUUAUAUUCAACGACGAUUCUAUACUUUUCGCUUGGUACUUAUAUAUAAUACGUGUCGGUUGUUGACUUGCAGUUGUACAUUGCGUAACGAGUACAAUUAAAUACAAAGUGUCUUAAAAGUCAUAUUAUUAUUAAAGUUAAUAACUUAUUAACGAUUAGUUUGUAAGUUUAAUGAAAUCUAAAAAAAAGUUCAAUAAGAAUUUUCAUUGUUCACUUGUACUAAUUUUUUGUUUGUGUUUUUUUUUUUUAAAG